This is a messenger RNA of Cynara cardunculus var. scolymus (artichoke), 1561 nucleotides long. RefSeq names its product serine carboxypeptidase-like 17. The record is from RefSeq and is a predicted model, not a curated record. Gene Ontology annotation, molecular function: acyltransferase activity, transferring groups other than amino-acyl groups; serine-type carboxypeptidase activity. Gene Ontology annotation, biological process: proteolysis; secondary metabolic process. The coding region runs from base 2 to 1465 and encodes 487 amino acids. NCBI's taxonomy places the organism in Eukaryota, Viridiplantae, Streptophyta, Magnoliopsida, Asterales, Asteraceae. The transcript is spliced from 13 exons.
GAUGCACACAGUUAGUUCUCUGAUUCCCAUUUACGUGGGGUUUCUUGUUUGGGCUACCUCCACCACCCUUAUUGCCUCUCAGACCAUUGUCAAAUCUUUACCAGGCUAUCCUGGUCCCCUUCCUUUCAAACUAGAAACUGGGUACAUCGGAGUAGGAGAAGAUGAAGCUGUACAACUGUUUUACUAUUUUGUGGAAUCAGAAGGGAACCCAGAUGAAGAUCCACUCAUUAUUUGGCUUGCCGGAGGACCUGGUUGUGGCACUCUUCGUGCCUUCUUUUAUGAAAUCGGUCCGAUGCAGAUUCGGUAUGGGAAUUAUAUGGAUAACGUCCCAGCUUUACAAUUGGACCCUAAUUCUUGGACGAAGGUGGCAAAUGUGAUAUAUUUGGAUGCACCUACGUUAACCGGAUAUUCAUACACAAAAAAUUCCGAAGCCAUUGUUUCUAGCGAUACAUCAUCAGCAGCACAAACCGCAGAAUUUCUAAGAAAGUUUGUUAAAAACCAUCCAAGGUUUUUAAAGAAUCCUAUGUAUGUUACUGGAAUUUCAUAUUCGGGGAUUAUCAUUCCGAUCAUUACCGAGGAAUUGUAUAAAGGUAAUGAAGAAGGACUAGAGCCAAUUGUAAAUAUCCAAGGAUACAUGGGGGGAAAUCCACUGACGGAUAAAACUGGUGAUAUAAACUCUAGGCUUGAAUAUGCUUAUCGUGUGGCACUCAUAUCUCAAGAAUUGUAUGAGGCAACACAAAACGAUUGUCAAGGAGAUUAUGCUGAAGCCAAUUCAAACGAAUUGCAAUGCAUGUCACGUAUUGAUGAAGUUAACAAACGUGUUGGAGACAUCAACAUUCAACAAAUUCUGGAUCCAGAUUGCGAUCCAGCGACCAAUUUGGUUAGAAGUGGUAAUCCGAUUAUAAGCGGAAAUCGAAAAUCUCUACGGGCAGCCAAUCCAAUUAAAAUGCUUCCUGCACUAUCUUUGCACAAGGAUACUUUUUGUCGAGGUGACUAUUAUAACUAUGCAACACUCUGGGCCAACGAUGAAAACGUUAUGGAAGCACUUAACGUACGCAAGGGAACAGUGAAGGAAUGGUUGCUAUGUAAUUUGGACAUGAAAUACAAUUAUGGUGAACCUUCAAUGCCAUUGUAUGAGUUCAAUGUCAAAAGCAGUGUUGUCUACCACGAAAAGCUAAGUAAGAGAAAUUGUCGAGCUUUGAUUUUCAGUGGAGAUCAUGACAUGAUGGUGCCACAUGUGGGCACACGUAAUUGGAUAAAUUCUCUUAAUUUGACGAUCACAGAGAGUAAUUGGGAWGCAUGGUAUAGUAAUGGUCAAACCGCAGGAUACAAAACCACAUACGCUCGUGAUAAUUAUUCUUUAGUAUUUGCUACUGUAAAGGGAGCGGGUCAUACAGCUCCGGAGUUCAAACCAGAAGAAUGUUUUCAGAUGGUUAAGAGGUGGUUUGCUAAUAAACCUAUCUAAACCAACAAUUUAGUGUUCUCUAAAUGAGAUAUUCAAGAUUCAUUCUAGGGUUUGUUUGGGCUUUAGAUUAGCUUAUUUUAUUGCACGAUUCAUUGG